AAAUUUUGGGGGUGUCUAUAUGCAAAAAAGAGCCAUGAGAUUUUCUUUGAUACUACUUCUAAUUUCCUUCUUAAGUUUGGAAACCAGUGCUGCAUACACAAAGCCACGUCAGAUUCUUUUGGAUACAGAUGUAGAUACCGAUGAUUUUUUUGCCAUUUUCUAUCUUCUAAAGCAGAAUAGAUCGGAGAUCAAUUUGAAGGCAAUAACUGUCAAUGCAAAUGCGUGGACUGAUGCUGGACAUGCUGUUAAUCAAGUAUAUGACAUCCUAUAUAUGAUGGAUCGUGAUGACAUAGCAGUUGGAGUUGGAGGUGAAGGUGGGAUAUUAUUUGAUGGAACCAUACUCCCAAAUGUUGGUGGAUAUGCUUCCAUAAUUGAACAGGGAAUAUCAACAGUUGCUGGUUGCCGAUACAGGCAGGCUAUCCCCCCAGGACUUGGAGGACGGUUAGAUAUUGACACCAACUAUGGCGUGCGAAAGAAUUUCCUUCCACAGGGAAGCAGACACUAUUCACCUAUGAGGCAACCAACCGCACAAGAAGUAAUGAUUGAUACAAUAUCUGCAGGUCCAACUACAGUGUUCAUUAUAGGAGCACAUACCAAUCUUGCUAUUCUCCUUAUGAGUCAUCCUCAUUUGAAGAGAAAUAUUGAACAUAUUUUUGUCAUGGGAGGCGGUAUUAGGUCAAAAAAUCCCACUGGCUGUUGUCCCAAAACAGCCAACUCCUCUUGUAUGCCUGCACAGUGUGGUGACCAUGGCAACUUGUUUACUGGAUAUACUAGCAACCCAUAUGCAGAGUUUAAUGUAUUUGGAGAUCCCUUUGCUGCAUACCAGGUUUUCCAUUCUGGGAUCCCUAUAACACUAGUCCCAUUAGAUGCAACAAAUACAAUUCCAAUCACUAAGGAAUUCUUCAUGAAUUAUGAAGAAUGGCAGAACACCUAUGAAGCACAAUACUGUUUCCAGUCCUUGAAAUUUGCCCGUGAUACUUGGUUCAAUGAUGCAUUUUUUACGAGCUAUUUUAUGUGGGAUUCAUUUACAUCAGGUGUAGCAGUGUCAAUCAUGCAAAAUGGGCACAUCAAUAGCGGGGAAAAUGAAUUUGCUGACAUGGAAUAUAGAAAUAUCACAAUUGUUACAUCAAAUAUACCCUAUGGAGUACAUGAUGGUUCCAAUCCUUUCUUUGAUAAUCGUGAUAUUCCAAAAUUCAAUUUGCAGAAAGAUGGGGUUCAUAGUGGUCAUGUUCAGAUGGGACUUCUAGAUCCAUUUUGCCUUGUAAAGAAUGGGAAAGGAAGCUGCAAGGACGCUUACACUGAGGAGGUCACUGGCCGUGAAGCAGUACUUGUACUUGUUGCAACAAAAGCAAAACCAAACAAAGAUAUCAAUAGUACAUUGAAUAGAGAAUUUUUCAAAAGCUUUUUGGAGGUCCUGAAUGCCCCUUUCCAAAGUGGGCGAUUUAACUUUACCACACAAUUUCCCUUUUACAAAAAUGUCUUGUACAAGCCAAAUUUGGGGGCACAUAAUUUGGGGAAGCCUGUUAUAUUGGACAUGGAUAUGAGUGCUGGGGAUAUUGUAGCUCUCAUAUAUCUUCUUAAAGUACCAGUGGAAAUUAUUGAACUUAAGGGAAUACUUGUGAGUGCAACUGGUUGGGCAAAUGCUGCAACAAUCGAUAUCAUCUAUGAUGUACUCCAUAUGAUGGGACGUGAUGACAUUCCAGUUGGUUUGGGGGAUUUCUUUGCACUUGGGCAAGCUAAUCCAUCUAUGUCAGCUGUUGGGGAAUGCAAAUAUAGCCAAGCAGUUCCAUAUGGAAGUGGGGGAUUUCUUGAUUCUGACACUCUAUUUGGACUUGCCCGUGAUUUGCCACGAAGUCCUCGAAGGUAUACAGCUGAGAACUCUGUGCUGUUCGGGGCACCAAGGAACACUGACCACCCUGAACUGAGGCAACCACGUGCAUCUGAAGUUUGGCAGUCUAUUAAAAAUAGUCUUGAUGGAGGAUCUAAAGUCACAGUGUUAGUGAAUGGACCUAUGACUAAUUUGGCUAACAUUUUUCGUUCCAAUAAAAAUGCAACGUCUGUAAUUGAGAAAAUAUACUUUGUCGGAGGGCAGAUAAUUGAGAGCGAUAAGGAACGGAGGGGGAACGUGUUCAGCAUUCCUUCAAAUGAGUACGCAGAGUUCAAUGUGUUUUUGGAUCCUAUGGCCACUAAGGAAGUUUUUGAAUCGAAACUUGAUAUCACCCUCGUAACUCUAGAUGUUCAAACCAAUGUUUCUUCCUUUUCGACAAUCCUUAAUAAAUUGGAGUUGGCCAAGAAGAAGACCCCCGAAGCCAUGUUUGUUCGCCGCUUGCUUUCGAGGCUUUACCAUUUACAACAAAAGCAUCGCCAUUACCAACACAUGGAUAUAUUCUUGGGAGAAAUCCUUGGAGCAGUGGCCUUGGUUGAUGAUCCACUCCUAAAAGCAACAACCCAAGUGAAAAAAAUAACAGUCAUGGCCUCUGGUGAUGUCUCAACUGAUGGGAAGAUGAACAUUGAUGGAGAAAAUGGAAGCUUGGUUAAUGUUUUGGAGAGCUUGGACCCAUCUGCAUAUUAUGAUCAUUUCACAAAUUUGAUGACUAUUCAAAAUCAGUCAGCUGUCAUAAGUAGCUUCUCAGAGCAAAAAAGACUAUGGAGUAGUUGAAAUUAUGACCCCAAGUAACAAGCCCUCUUGUUGACGGGGUCCUAUCAAAGUGAAGAGAGAAGGAAAAUCAGUUCUCUACAUAUCGCCAUGGCUCUCUUACUCAUUCUACACCAACCAUUGUUAUACUCACUAACUAAUUUUGCAUUUUGUUUGCUCUGACAUCAUAAGCUAGGCAUAGCAACAGGAAACUAGAAGGCCUAUGCAUACUUUUGCCUAACUUCUAUAUAACAAGAUAUCCAUAGUUGUAAGUUGGCAUAACACCCAGUUUUUUAUUUGGAAAUAUAUACAAAACCGUUUGCUUUUGAUACAAAGAGGUCACAAUCAUUGUUAGUCA
This is a messenger RNA of Amborella trichopoda, 2993 nucleotides long. Its product is annotated as nucleoside hydrolase 3. Gene Ontology annotation, molecular function: hydrolase activity, hydrolyzing N-glycosyl compounds. The record is from RefSeq and is a predicted model, not a curated record. Lineage: Eukaryota; Viridiplantae; Streptophyta; Magnoliopsida; Amborellales; Amborellaceae.